Messenger RNA from Labrus bergylta (ballan wrasse), 1242 nucleotides. RefSeq names its product WD repeat domain 73 (gene wdr73). The record is from RefSeq and is a predicted model, not a curated record. Gene Ontology annotation, biological process: cytoplasmic microtubule organization. NCBI's taxonomy places the organism in Eukaryota, Metazoa, Chordata, Actinopteri, Labriformes, Labridae. Gene Ontology annotation, cellular component: cytosol; spindle pole. Gene Ontology annotation, molecular function: protein binding.
AACUCAAGAAUGAGAACUACAGGAAGUGAAACAUCAACACAAGUCUCCGUAACGUGAGAGGAAGAUGGAAGAAUCACAGUUUGAGGAUGUUUUAGAUGACUGGUUCAUCGAGUCUCUGAAAACGUACAAAGACCUGCAUGUGUAUCAGCUGGAACAUCCCACACAGGUCAUCGAGUGGACGUCGGGGAAAACCGUGUGCGUCGCCGGAUACGCUCCGUCUCACAACGAGAUCCUGGAGCUGCGUUUACCUCUGAAACUGUUUGCUGAUGAAAAUAAGGGCCUCUGUGCAGAACGGGAUUUUAAAGUCUCUCACGGCGGUUUCACAGACGGUCCUGUUCGCUGCCUCAAACACGUCCCAGGAACGAGGUGUGUUGUCACCAACGACGGGCGGAGCUCAGACCUGCAGCUGUGGGACCUCGGAGGAGACGACAGCGACGUGAUCAGGAAAACAGGAAGUAUCGAGGGGAGUCGGAGCGCGUCAGAGAGCGGCAGCAGGAUCGCAGCUCGACUCUCGUCCCCGCCUCGAGUUCUCCACGGAGCUCGGAGCAGCGACGUCCGACUGAGCGAGCUGACCUCAGGACGGACUCUGUACACGCUCGAGGCCGACUCAGCGGAUCCUCUGACGUCUUUACAGUUUGUGAGUGACAGCGUCUUCCUCGCCGGCUGCUGUAACGGGAGCGUUUACGUCGCUGACACUCGGACGCCCGACGCUCCUCAGCUUUCACCUCCGCCGGCGUCCUCAGCGUCAUCGGCCCUCUGGUGGACGGACGCCUCUGAGGGUCUGUCCACCUGCAGGCUCGUCAGACUCUCCUCGUCUGGUCAGGCUGUGAUGUCAGAUCUGAGGAAGCUGGGUGGAGCGGUGAGUCAGGCUCAGCUGGAGGUCCAAUCACGUCGCUGCGACCUGGGUGAUGUCACGGUGUCAUGGGCUCCGGCACUGGACGACUGUGUCGCAGUGUCAGGUUUCAGCGGAGUCGUUCAGAUCUUCGACACGUCGCUCUGGAGGUCGGAGCUGCAGGAAGCUCGGCCGCUGUUCGUGCAUCGCGGUCACACGGUUUCAUCUCCGCCUGAAGACGGCGUCCCCGUCCUCGUCACCCACCACGUCUGGCAUCCUGAGCUGCCGAGGACGCUGCUGUCUGCCGCCUCAGACGGCUCCGUGCACGUGUGGGACUGGGUCGACCAAUCGGCAGCCAGCAGCUGAUGUUCUGUUUCAAAGUGUAUUAAAAGACAAAUCAAUAAAAAGUG